AGUACAUGCCUGGGUUAAAGAAGGUCAGCACAACGCCAAAUUCUGUUACUAUUUACCUAGAAAAGCUAACCAACAUAGAACAAACGUAUACCAUAGACACAGUGCAGAAUUUUAUGGUGAUGAAUCUGAAACCUGCUGUUGUCAAGGUGUCCGACUAUUAUUUUCCAGAGGAAAACUCGGUGACCAGCUACACGUUGCCCUCUUUGUGUUUCGAGAAACUCCCCACUCUCAGUCCCUAUAUCGAGUAUUUAACUGAAGAGCCUACUGAAUCUGAUCAGACUAUUGAAUUUGAGUAAGUUUUGUGAGCUGUC
Pelobates fuscus (common spadefoot toad) is the source of this 311-nucleotide messenger RNA. RefSeq names its product alpha-2-macroglobulin-like protein 1. Lineage: Eukaryota; Metazoa; Chordata; Amphibia; Anura; Pelobatidae. The record is from RefSeq and is a predicted model, not a curated record. Gene Ontology annotation, cellular component: extracellular region. Bases 6 to 296 code for a protein of 96 amino acids. The transcript is spliced from 3 exons.